This is a messenger RNA of Ruditapes philippinarum (Manila clam), 3267 nucleotides long. RefSeq lists its product as uncharacterized. The record is from RefSeq and is a predicted model, not a curated record. NCBI's taxonomy places the organism in Eukaryota, Metazoa, Mollusca, Bivalvia, Venerida, Veneridae. The transcript has 8 exons. Bases 1444 to 3267 code for a protein of 607 amino acids.
UUGAAUAGGAUUCAUCUAAAUGUAUUGACAAACUCAAUUUCCUUAUUAAAGCAUGUUCAGAUUUAGAUUUUUAACGGCAACAAUAACGCAUAUACCAGAAUAAUCUGCAGACAUAUCAUUUACAAAGAUUAAAAACAAAAAAGGCCCUUAGAUCGAGGAAUACCACAAGAAAAAUUGGUGUAAAAGUAAACAGUUCCUGACGCAUCAACCAGUUGCUGUGGGUCAGACUUUAAAUACCUUAAGGAUUGUUACCAAUACCAUAUAAGCUUACAAUUUCAUUAAAAACAUACUAUGGUGUACAAUAUCAUAUGCCUUUUAUAAAUCCUGCAGGGUCAUACCGACAAGAUUGUCUACAUCUUAACUUAAUACAAUCUGGCAAAUGAACAAGACAUAUGUUUCUGUUGAGAAGCCUCGUCCUUAACCAGACAAAAACUUUUAUAUUAUAGAUACUAAACGAUAGGCUCCAACUUUAUUUUAUUCUUCUUUUUUAGCCUUUUUUUUAUAAAGGGAACCUUUAGGCCAUUAGGAAACACACCUUAUAUCAGGGAUAGAUUGGUAACAUGUGUAAUUAAGGAGACAAGCUAUAAUGAGAGUACUGUUCCCGACAAAAAAUAAAGGUUAUACACCACGGAACUUUAUAACACUGAAUUUGUUCAGCAAGCAUUUUGUUGAAAGAAGAAUCUUGUAUUGUAAAACUUACAGGUUCAAUGUUAAAAGAAAAUCAAUACUUGAAACCAAUUUAUAAUGAAAAAUAUGAACACCUCAUUACAUGUUGUGUCAAUAUUUUCUAUCCCACCCCUAGUAUUCAUACAAUUUCCCUUUUUGAGAAUCUGAAGGCAAAAUAAUUUUCCUUCAAUAUUGUUUAUCAUUGUGGUCAGAAUACUCUUUGGGUUACUGAAACGGGUCCUUCAGCGAUACAAAUACGAGAUAUUGUUAAAAGUUCAUCUACAUGACACUGCUUAACAGUCAAUUCUAAUUAUGACUAGCCGGCGAUAAAUCAAAUCAGUAUGAUGGUCGUUACAUAGUUACAUACGAUAUAACCACAUGUUUUAACUUUCAUCGCCCUAAAUUGCAACAAGUGUCAACAAAAUACAGUUUAAAUAGUAAGUUUCUUAGUUUUCCACGAUCCCGGAUCCCGGGCGUUCCGGAUACCGGGAUUUACCCCCACCCUGAUACCAGUCUAAUUUAAUCACGUGAUAUCCGGUGAAAAAUUUGAAGCGGGUAAAUGUAAAUCAUAGUAAGCCGUUAAAUUCUUACUAUUUUGUUUAUUAGUGAUGUAUGCUAUUUUACUCAGCUUCUAAAUGCAGCUAUAAUUUAUUUCGACUGAUCAGUUUCAUCAAGUGAUCUGAUGUUUGAUGUGCUAACUUCUACUAGACAGCUAGAGGUGUUUUGCCAGACCCGUGUUUUGCCGUUGAAAAACGGUGGAAACUCAAAGCUAGUAUCAUGCAGACCCCAGUCAAACUAUCUGUUGAAGAGUUCAGGAGGUCAUUUUGGUCAAGGUCUCCUAGCCCCUCAAGGCCUACAAUUGCUUCGGUUUGUCAGUCUCCAACUGUUACACCUAAAAGGUCAUUUUGGACACGAUCCCCAAGUCCUCAGAGAUCAACAAUAUGCUCAGAGAAAGAUUCCUUACAGCUACCAGUGGUGUCCAAAAAGUCUUUAUGGUCAAAAGGGCAAACUUGUUCUGUGUCAACAACUCCUAAGAGAAGGCCAAAGGAACAAAUAAGUGGUACAACGGAAAAAGCACUGAAAAUUGAACAUAACAGUUUCAUAGAUUUUCAAGACAGUGUUAAAAAGUCAGAUAUUUGUACAAGUUCAGGAUGUGAUAAUGAAAUUGCAGCAAGAUGUAUUGCCAAAUAUGGCUUAGAUACGUUUAUGUGUGCUUUAAGUGCAAAUCAGCAUGUACCAGUUCUAUUUUAUGACCGCAUGAGAUAUAUCAUAAAUAUAAUAAAAGAGGUGAACAGUCAACUGAAUGAUAACAAAAUCAUUGACUUAGUAAAUGCUGUCUCUUGCAUCAAAUCAGAUUGGAGUAUGGAUGAAAGCAAUUUCAAAAAAAUAUUGUGGAAAGCAUCUUUUAAGCACAAAGAACCUUAUUUAAACUUUAUUGUGCCAAAGGUGACUCAGUGCAUAUGGAAUGAAUGUAAUGGAAAUGUUUAUCCUAAAUGCAAGUCUGGAGUUACAUUGUAUAAGAUGACUGGACCUGAACCUGCUCUGAAAUCCACACUGCGCUGUAGGUCAUGCUCCAUACAUUACAACGUAAAUUUCUUCACUGUUCCAAAUGUUGGAAGAAAACUGUACACUGGAAAUAAUGUCUCUGAUCUGAAGAAUUCAUCCACAUGGUCAUACUUCAGUCAGUAUGCAUUUGAAUUUAUGUGCGAAUCAGGGAAUCAUGCAUUUGUGUCACAUAAAGCAUUUGCAGAGAUAUACAAUAGUGUGUUCAAUGAGGAAAGAAACCAGGAAUUUUAUAAAUGGCAAAAGCUAUUUUCCUCAAAACCAAGUUUGGAAGAGUCACAAGAGUCAGAGCAUGAUGCUGAUGAUUUAGACUCAGAAGUUCUCUUUAGCAGUAUGUCUAGAAAGAUGGCAAUGAAUGCUUUUAUCAAUGGAGAAUUGGAAAAUGAACUUCAAGAAAGAAAUCUGACAGAUGAAAUUACUAUAAAUAAAACACAUACAAGGGAAAUGGUUUUGAAAGACAUAGAUGAUCGUCGUGUAAAGGAGCUGUAUCAACAUGAGUGCUCAUGUUUAUGUAGAAGUAAAGGAUGUUCAAACUUGCGUGUGAUAGAUGCUUGCUGGAAGCUGAACAUGUUUCAUUGCCUCAUGGCAGUCCCACAAAAGGCAGAUGGCUACCCUUUGUUAUCUUUACCAAAUGUGUGUAUAAGAGAACCAAAACCAGGUUCAGUGUUUUGCCGGCAGCACCAUGAACUUCUUACAAAACACCACAUUCCAGUGAAGAAGGAGAAAUUUUUAAAACAUGUUGGAUGUACUGUUUCAGAUACCAAUAAGCAGGUGGAGGAAAAGCUGUUGCUUUUUGCCAACGAUCUUGUAUCUAAAGACCCAGCUGCUUGUGUUGGCUUAUCAGCUUUACAAUAUCAAGGUACAAAUGUUCUUGUGGAGAAAGGGAAUCCACUUUUCUGGAAUGGUGAUGAUGAUGUAGACAGUAAGUGUAACAAAGAUAUAGGAUUGAAGGGAAAGCUUCGUCAACGUUCAAGAGGUCAUUUUAUGUGUGUGACUGGUGGUGGUCACAUAAUGUAUUUCAAUCCUCUCUUUAAGUGA